Temnothorax curvispinosus is the source of this 1711-nucleotide messenger RNA. RefSeq names its product apical junction component 1 homolog. The annotation marks the transcript as partial. Gene Ontology annotation, biological process: cell-cell junction organization. The transcript has 2 exons. The record is from RefSeq and is a predicted model, not a curated record. Gene Ontology annotation, cellular component: apical junction complex; plasma membrane. NCBI's taxonomy places the organism in Eukaryota, Metazoa, Arthropoda, Insecta, Hymenoptera, Formicidae.
AGUCAGCUAAGAGCGUGAUGGACGUUCACCAGGCAACCGUCGACGACCAGCGCAACUUCUACCCCGGCGAGCUGGUGAGACGGAAGAGCGAGGGCAGCGACACGCUGCCGGCCUCGCGAGCCGUGGCCGCGUCAUCCUCGUCGCUGAUGCCGCGCGGCGGUGGCGGCGGUGGCGCCACCACCACCAGCGCGGCGAUGGACAAGGUGGUGCGGUGUCGUAACAACAAAUGCGGCAACUCGACCACCCUGGCCGAGGCGAGAAGGACCUACAAGAGCUGCCACAAUUGCACCUGCCUAUACUGCUCGCGCGAAUGUCGACGAGCCCACUGGCAACGUCAUCGCAGGACCUGUCUGCACUCGCGUGCCGGCAGCCUUUGCCGCCAGGUGCUGUCCUCGGCGAAGGAGGACCCGGCCACCUUGAAGCACAUCUCCGCCCUCGCCAGACGCGGCUACGCCGCACACGGUCGCGGCGCGGUCAAGUGCUUCUUCUCGAGCCCCGAGGCGGCCGAGCGCUUCGUCGGCAACGGCUUCGCCGACCUCGGCGAGCCCACGUACGUGCGCUGGUCGGACCUGCUCCCGGGCGAGAUGGGCGCCGAGCUCUACGCCGAGCUGAUGCGCCUCUGCAAGACGUACAACCCGGAAGCGCGGCUGGUGCUCUACGUGGCGGUGUGCGUGGUCAGCGAGGUGCCGACCAGCGGCGCGGUCAGGUGGGAACGGCAACUGGUAUCCAGGUGCGCGAAGAUCAGGCUCGACGGCGCGGCCAAGCAGCACGCCUCCUCCUCCUCGGCGUCCCCGCAGGCCAGGCGGAGGCUGUCGCAACAGCUCGCCCCCGCGUCUCCCUGCAACAUCACCAGAGAGAUGGACUCGCCCGAGACUCUCGUGCUGACAUCGCUACCCGGUAACAACGGUCAGAACACACCGCGAAAAGCGCGAGAGAUUAGCUUCACCAAUAUUCAGCGGCAGCUCAGGCUCAGGGGGGUCUCCCUGAGGCGGCACUUCCCCCAGGUCUAUCGGAAACUUUGUUCCUACGUGGACGGCUCGGUGGACAAGUUCGCGCCGGUGACCAUCUAUCCCAGAGAUCAGGCGUCCGGCAAGAGCUUCAUGUGCAUCAUCAUGCUGGACGCGGAGCCCGAACGCCUUCAGCUGCUGCCCACGGACUCGUCCAGGGUGAGGACGGUGGACAUCAGCGUGGAGCAGGAGUGAGACUCGCGUCGUCCGCGUGGGAAAGGAUCCAAGAAUCGAGAUGGCUCAAGACACGUCGCUCAGGAUUUUCCUCAGGUUCGCGGGGAGGGAAUCGGAAACGUCGUGGAUGGAUCUCUUCGGGGUGAGCACGACUGACGUCGGCCGACGUGGCGGAACAAGAGCGAGGAUCACACUUGGAUGAAGGGAUGAAGUCGAGAGAAUUGCAGGCGAUCGCGAGGGACGUCGCUCAGAAUUUUCCUCAGGUUCUCGAGAGAAAGAUCGAAGAUGUCAAUGGCUGCCGACGGAUGCUUUCAGACUGAAGACUACUUCAUCAGCCAUUGGAGUUAACUCGGUUACAAUGUAAUAGCUCUAAAGAUACCCCCAAUUUCGUCGGAUAUCUUUUGGACGUCUAUAUCGUUCGUGAGAAUGUCUAGGUAGAAGUAUCUAGAUGAGAAUGUCGACGGAAGUCCCAGAUGGGAGGCUCUGGAGGAGCUCGACAUUCGAGCUCACGGACUCGUAAUGACUUUACA